AUGACAAACGACACUACCCCAAUGAGAGAUAGUAAUUUGCAACAACAAGAGCCCACAUCAAAGCCAGUCAAUAUUGAUGACAUAUUUAAGGAAGUAACUGGAGAAAGAGGACUAUGGCAAACAGCCAUCCUUCUAGUCAUUUGUGUUUCUCUCUCUGUUCCAUAUCUCUUCCCGGUCUUUGCUCACGUGGUUCCACGUCACCGAUGUGCACUGGACAAGGCUGGAGAGGCCCACUUGGCUAGCAUAUUGGUACCAGUGGGUGGAGCUGGAAGUGCAAAGCGACAUCUUACAUUUGACGAGAUGGCAAGAAUAGUCGGACCCUGGUUCGAGUCGGAUGCACCUGCCACUGCCAAUCAGCAUCACUAUGGCUGUUCCAGAUACAAGGGAUACUUGAACAUGAAUGGGACUGCUAGUCUCAACAUAACAACCGAAGCCUGUAUCAAUGGAUACGUCUACGAGGUGUCGGAGAACCAAUACCCCAGCACGAUUGUUGCGGAAUGGGACCUGGUGUGUGGUAACUCGUGGAAGAACCCCUUCUCCACCUCCAUCUACAUGCUCGGCAUGCUGGUGGGCUCCAUGUCGGGUGGGUUUCUCGCUGGCAAGUUGGGUCGUAUGAAGGUGAUUUACCUCUCCACCAUUCUCGAGAGUGCCUCCGGUCUUGCUGUGACAUUCGUACCCAAUCUCCAGUGGUACACGCUUACUCGGUUCUUCCUCUCAGUCGCCGUGACCAUCAAAGUUGCUGCCAUAACUGUGCUCAUGGUGGAGAUGACUACGGCCAAGUACAGAGCAGUGUUCUCCGCCGGCUUCUCUUUCUUCUUCCAGUGUGUCUAUCGAGCAUUGCAUGCAUGGAUCGCGAUACACGUGCACAAUUGGCGCUACUUCCACUUAAUGAUCAUGGUGCCAGCUUUCCUCGGUCUCUUCACCCUCCUCUGGCUGCCCGAGUCGCCACGUUGGCUGGUCUCACAGCACAAGCACAAGGCUGCUCUCAGGACUCUCUACAAGGCCUACAAAGUGAACGCGAUGUGCAAGAGCGCACCCGAGCUAAGCUUCGAGGAGUUUCUCGAGAGGACCGGUCACUCCAACCUCCCGGAGGAGCCGAGGCAGACCCAGUGGAGGAAACACUUCAACUUGUCCACCUUUUGCAGGAAUGUUGUCGUGGGCUUUGCUGCACCUUACCAAACUCGUGAUAUUGCGAGGCGAUCCAUUGCAGCGACACUGCUCUUCACCGGUCAGCUCUUCGUCUUCUUUGGACUCCUCUUCUUCACUCAGGUCGUCCGAUCCUCAGUAUACUAUGUGUCCAUGAUAAAUGCAGCCACUUCAGUCCCCGGAAUUCUGCUUUCAACACUCCUCUACUCGAAGUGCAGGAGUCGCAAGAAGCCCAUGCUACUGCUCUACGCCAUCUCGGCUCUCAUUCUGCUGGCAAUCGGUCUGCACACUGUGAUUGCAAAACCUGAGUCCGAAAUUCCCCUCAUCGUGUGCAGCAACAUCACUUUGGUGUUGCUGGGCGCCACCUUCAACAUGAUUUUCAUCUACACCUCGGAGUUAUUCCCCUCGAGCAUUCGAAGCCAGGGUCUGGGCAAUGCAACAGGUCUGGGAAGAAUCGGUGGUAUUCUCUGCUCUUUCGUCAACGAACUCGACCUCAAAGUGAGCCAUGGUCUUCCUGUCAUAGUCUAUGGUGGUGUCAGCGUGCUUCAGGUUCUCUUCACGCUUUGUCUCCCAGACACAGAUGGCAGGGACCUGCCAGACAACGUGAAGUGCGAGAUGAAACAGGCGGACGCACACGUGGAUGUAGAUGCGGAUGCGGAUGCGGAUGCGAAGGCGGAGGCGGAGGCGGAGGCGGAGGUGGAAUCGAACGUAGAGUUGGAGGAGCUGGCGAAGGAUGGAGAAGAAUCGCCUAAGCACUGA
Messenger RNA from Rodentolepis nana, 1905 nucleotides. Lineage: Eukaryota; Metazoa; Platyhelminthes; Cestoda; Cyclophyllidea; Hymenolepididae. The record is from the annotation of a GenBank genome assembly.